AUGGCGUCGGCGUCGGCUGCGGCUUCGGCUGAAAGAAUCAAGCGGUUGCUCGUGGCCAACAGGGGUGAAAUCGCCAUCCGAAUGAUCUCGAGCGCGCGCGAGCUCGGCAUCCACACGGUCGCCAUCUACACGGCCGACGACGCCAACCAUGCGGUGCACGCAGACGAGGCGCUGCUGGUGCAGUCGGCGGGCGACUUCAUGAACGGCGAGCUGCUGAAGCAGCUGUGUGUCGACCAGCAAAUCGACGCCGUGCACCCGGCGUACGGCUUCCUGUCGGAGAACGCAGACUUUGCCGCCUCCCUCGAGACGGCGGGCAUUCGCUUUGUCGGCCCGACGCCCGACGUGCUGCGCCGCACCGGCGACAAGACGGACGCGCGCGCCCUGGCCGAAUCGUGCGCCGUCCCCGUGCUGCCCGCCCUGAGGGAGGCCAUCUCAGACCUCGACCGUGCCGCCGCCUUCGUCGCCCACACGGGCUUCCCGUUGAUGAUCAAGGCGGUCGACGGCGGCGGCGGCCGGGGCAUCCGGCUGGUCACCCGGCCCGAGGAUCUGAGCCAUGCCUUUGAUCGCGCCCGCGGAGAGUCGCCCGGCGGGAAGGUGUUUAUCGAGAAGGCCGCGGUCGAUGGCUACCGCCAUGUCGAGGUGCAGAUCAUCGGCGACGGACGCGGCCAGGUCGCGCAUCUGUGGGAGCGCGAGUGCAGUAUCCAGCGAAGAUUCCAGAAAAUGGUCGAGCUUGCCCCAUCAACCAUCAAAGAUCGCGCCCUAGUGGCCCAGGUGAUUCAGAGCGCGGUGAACCUGGCCAAGUCGAUCCAAUAUCGAUCCCUAGGCACGUUCGAAUUCCUGGUUCACGAGUCCCGGCCGGAAUUCUACUUCCUCGAAGUCAACCCGCGGCUGCAGGUCGAACACACCGUGACCGAGGAGAUUGCCGACGUCGACCUGGUGCGAGCGCAGCUGCUGAUCGCGCAAGGUGCCAGCAUCGACAGCCUAGGUCUGCCGUCGACAUCCACAUCCACGGAUCCCACCGCGUCGGCCAGCCAGCCGCCCAAGAUGGUGGCGAUCCAGUUGCGCGUCACGGCCGAAGAUCCCGCCCAAGGCUUCGCGCUCAGCAUGGGCCGCAUCACGCAGUUCCACAGCCCCGGGGGCCGCGGGGUGCGAGUCGACACGCACCUGAGCGGCAGCCGGCCCACUGUGGUCGGGUCGUCGUUUGACUCGCUGCUGGCCAAGAUCAUCGUGAGCGCGCCGUCACGCGAAGAGGCGCGGCUGAAGGGCCUGCGGGCUCUGAGCGAGCUGGCCGUGCACGGAGUCAAGACAAACCUGUCCGUGUUGCUGGGCACGCUGGCAUCGGCCGACUUCCAGGCCUCGCGCUGCUCCACGCGCUGGCUGGAGGCGAACCUCGACCAAAUCCGUCAGCUCGGCCAGAGUCUGGAAGCGUCCACUCUCGGCGCAAAGGAGAAGGGGCCGUCCUUUGCCGCCUCCGGGGCCGACGCUGCCGCCUCCUCGGCCAGCGCCGGUAUUGGCGGGUCGUCCAGCCUGCUCUUCAAGAAGGGUGACUCGUUCCGCGUCACGCUGAGCGAACUGCACGAGGGCGGCGCCAAGGGGCCGGAACGCGAGCACCUCGUCGUGCUCGACCGCAUUGUGAACAACGACUUUCCCACCCUGAUCGCCGGCGACGUCUCGCUCGUCACCGACGCCGCGGGCCUCAAGACGACCAAGAAAUUCACCGCCAGCUUGGCCGCCUCCGCCGCCGGCUCGGGCCUGGCCUCGUCGCAUCACCGGAAAGGUGACCCGUCCAACCCCCACCACAUCACUCUGCCCUUUCCCGGCACCGUGGUCGAGCUGCCCGUGCAAGUCGGCGACGAGGUGCGCGACGGCGAGGUCGUCAUGGUCGUCCAGCAGAUGAAGAUGGAGUUGGAGGUCCGCGCUCCCACGGCCGGCCUGCUGACCUGGGUCUGCGAUGUCGACGAGGGAGAGACGGUCGGCGAGGGCAUGUUGGUGUGUGAGAUCCAGCCGCUGAAGGUGAAGGAGGCCGGCGCCAGCGGGCCAGGUUUGUCUGCCAAGUUGUAA
Capronia epimyces CBS 606.96 is the source of this 2061-nucleotide messenger RNA. RefSeq lists its product as uncharacterized. The record is from RefSeq and is a predicted model, not a curated record. Lineage: Eukaryota; Fungi; Ascomycota; Eurotiomycetes; Chaetothyriales; Herpotrichiellaceae. Gene Ontology annotation, molecular function: ATP binding; metal ion binding. Bases 1 to 2061 code for a protein of 686 amino acids. The transcript is spliced from 4 exons.